GGCCUGGCCCGGCCUGGCCUGGCCCGGCCCGGCUCCGCCCYGGGGCGCCGCCGCCGGCCCCCUCCCGCCUGCCUUCCUGGCCGCCUCCCAUCGCGUCGCUCCGGCUUCUCUGGCUCAGCGGACGCCCCGGCCCGGCCAUGGCGGACUUCGAUGAGAUCUACGAGGAGGAAGAGGACGAGGAACGGGCGCUGGAGGAGCAGCUCCUCAAGUACUCCCCCGACCCGGUGGUGGUGCGCGGCUCCGGCCAUGUCACCGUGUUUGGACUAAGCAACAAAUUUGAAGCAGAGUUUCCUUCAUCUUUAACUGGAAAGGUUGCACCUGAAGAAUUCAAAGCCAGCAUCAGUAGAGUUAAUGGUUGUCUUAAGAAGAAUCUUCCAGUUAAUGUACGAUGGCUACUAUGUGGAUGCCUUUGCUGCUGCUGCACUUUAGGUUGUAGUAUGUGGCCAGUUAUCUGCCUCAGUAAAAGAACACGAAGAUCGAUUGAGAAGUUAUUAGAAUGGGAAAACAAUAGGUUAUACCACAAGCUGUGCUUGCAUUGGAGACUAAGCAAAAGGAAAUGUGAAACGAAUAACAUGAUGGAAUAUGUCAUCCUUAUAGAAUUUUUACCAAAGACACCGAUUUUUCGACCAGAUUAGCAUUCGAUUUAUUUAUAGAGACUUAUUCAAGUAUGUUGUCUUUCCAAUGGUGCCUUGCUUGGUGCUCUCCUGGUAGUGACAUAGCAUUGGUUCUACAGAAUCUUAUGGUGUUUUCAUUCUUUUUGUUUGUUUGUUUGUUUGUUUUGUUUUUCUUGUGGGGUUUUGGGGGUUUUGUUUGGGGUUUUUUUGUUGGUUUUUUUUUUGGUUAGUUGUUUUUUGUUGGUUUUUUUUAAACAAGAGUAUGUUCUAAGUGCAUUUGGUCAAACUCUGUGAAGUAUUUUCACACAAAUGUUAAUUACUACUUAAGUUAUUUUUACUUUUGCUACUUCUGUUUAUUAAUGUAUCUUGAUUUUCAAAGUCUUUUAUAUGUGUGCGCGCGCGUGUGUACAUAUAUAUAUUACUAUAAAUACACGGCUGAAAAUUAUAUACAAGUGAACAGGUUAUUUUUUUAUCCAAAUAYGAUACAACUAAUGGACUGUACAUUGUGUAAGCCCCUUUAGUCAUUCAUUUACAUGCUGGAGUUCCUUCUAAGAUGAUCUGAAACCUCUGUCAGUGACUAGUCAAUUGUAAAUACUUUUAUUUCUUUUUGGGAUAUUGACUAGUCUCUUCCAGUAAAAGAAGGAUACAAAGUUCUUUUAGAAGUGUAUUUUUUGGAACCCAAAUGUUGUUAGUAGAAAUUUUGAUGCUUUUCAUGAAGAAGUCCUGUCAGCUGGUUCUGAAAAAGUUUGGCUUUAAAAGGUUAAAAAAAAGCAGCCAAGUGGAAUUAUUUUGUUCAGACUAGAAGAAUCACUGAGAGAAUUGCAUGCAUCUGGCUAGUAGAACUCAAGAUCACAAAAGUGUAUUAUUAUUGCAUUUUCUAAUGUAGCUGUUUUAAUUCAGUUCAUUGCCAUGUGCCAGCUUUAUGCAUACUGUUUACCAGAUCCUGUACACAGGGGACUCUUUUUUCCUAAAGCUUAAUAGUCCAAAAAGACCUUCCAUAAUUUUUUUUUGUUUUUUUAUUUUAAGGCCACAUAAGAUGAAAAAUGUUAUUGAAGAAUUUUUGAACAGUGCAGUUCCAGAUGCAAAUGCCAUGUAUUAAAAAUAGUCAAAGCAGGGUACAGUGGGCAACAGUGUAUUGCACCCUUUCUUUUGCUCAUUUUGGUUUACAAAGGUUAUUUUCUGCACAAGUAUAAGACUUUUUUAAACUGGAUAUAAAAUGUAUGUUUGGGUCAGGCCAGUUGUAUUUCUUUUCUUCUGAUUAUAUUUUAGUUGUACAUAUCUUCACACAUAGCUUUUGGGUUUUUUUAAAUGGCAASUCUCAUAUUUUAAAAUUUGCUUCAGAUAUCUAAAAUUACUGUACGCAAAAUUGAUGUAAGUUAAGAACAUGUUCUUUGUACAGUUGUGUUAGCAAGCAAUAAUGUGAAUAUAGGAAAAAACCCGAUAUACUCUGCUUACUAUUUGUAUGAAUGAAAAGUUGAUACCACUACAAGAAUAGUCUUCUCUUUUUAAUCUUUUAAAUACAAGUUUAAUUUCAAGGUAAUGUAUUACAGGUACCUUGAUGCUGUGAACUAUUUUUCUAUAUCUUCAAAAUAUUUAUUCUCUGUAAAAAAUUCUCUUGUGUGUAUUAUAUUCCUAAAUUGUUCAUAGUAGGAGUGGUCUAGAAAGUUUUCAGUUUUCUUAAAUUUAAGUCUUCUGUAUCUGUUCCCAAAAUUUAUGCUUUGUUCAGCUUUCGUCUGUGGAUUCCUGCUGUUCACUUUGAAAAUAGCUCAGCCAUGCUUUUCAUACAAGCCUACAAGUGUGUUUCUUUGACUUGACAGAACAUGAUUUUUAUUUACCAAAUCCCAGUUUUGUGCUGGCCUCAGUCUGCUGAGUGCCACAAUGGUUUCUCUACCAAGUAACUGUUUAUAAUAUUCUAAAAAUCAAUUUCAACCUUUUCUUCAGUACAAAUCUGGGUCUGCUGCACUCCUUCUCUCACCCAGAAGUAAUAAUUCUAAUCUCAGACUAGUUUCAGCCUGCAGGAGGACAGAAACCUAACACUGAUGGCAGCUGAGACUGGGGAUGUUGGAGGUGUGGAGGAGAGGUUGGAAUUGAACAGAAGUGAUAACUGGUGAUAAAUACUGAUGACCAGAAAUAUAUUUUGAUUUUCAUAUGUGUCAGUUUUCAGUGAAAUGAAUAUUGGAUUAUAUGAGGCCUACAUUUUAUUAAGAUUUUCAUUUGACUGUACAAGUAAUUUGUGUCAUGGAUGCAGUUUUCCACUGGUGUGGAAACCUAUCCCUUCACUCUAGUGGAGGAUAUGGCUUGUGGUGUGUUCAUAGCAGCACCACAUUCAGCGUGAGCUAUUUGCCUUCAUUUACUACCCMAACUUCCCAUACUAUGUUCUGUCCAUGUCCACAGCUACCUUGCCAGCAGCAUCCAAAUCCACCGACAAUAGAGCUGCUUUGGGCAUGAUGUGUGCUGAAACCAGAGCAGUGAUUAGAGUGUAGCUUACAGUUUUACUGAGUUUCCCAUUAGUAAAGCUUCCUCAUUAACUGUAGUGAUGGUUAAGACCUUGUCUGCUUUUAGGUGCAUCAGCAUUCCUGGGCUUGGUUAGCUGGCAUUUCUGUAUUUGAGCUAUGAUUUUCUCUUGUAGAACUCUAGUACAGAGAUCCAAAGUAGAACUCUGAGUAAUUAAGAAGUUAAAUCACUUAGUAAGGAGGCCAAACUUAUUCCCUCAAAAAAAAAUUUGGAUAUUUUAUUAAAAGAAUGUCUCUGACUUAAAAUACAAUCAGGAAACCUGCAGGAAACCUGCAUGUAUAGAGAGCUGAGCUUCCUCUCAAAGUGAUACUCUCCUGAAGAGUACCAGGUAUACAAUCACCUGGUAAGAAUGUUACAAAACAAUCCCUUUCAAUUCAUUAAUUACAAUGAUGGAAAUGAAAAAUGGCAUGAGCUUUAAUCAACUGUUGAACGCCUGCGGCAGUUUUCAGGGUUUUCCUUUGAUGUUGCCCCUGAAAUACUAAAUGUAUUUAUUUUGAUUGCUUGUGAGAAGACAUAUAUUACCUUCUUUUUCCACUUGGCAAARAAUGAAAUUGCACAGUUUGAGCAGACCAGAAGCUAUAGUAGGACUUUCAGGACACAGCCUACUCUUUACUAAAAUUAAUAUUACAUUGUACUAACUUGUUCAACUUCUUGCAACUCAGCAAUUUCUACAAAUAAUCUUAUCUAUUUCAAAUUUCCUUGAGUUAGGUAUCAAGCUGACAUUAAUCAUUUAGCAAAUUAUGCUAAUUAUGCCUGUUUCAUCUUUAGCCUGCUUAAUUAAAGGUGAAGGCAUCAAUGAAUCCCUGUGAGAACUAAUUAUUAUUUUCAGAUAUAGUGGCCUUUAACUGGUGAAUAAAGAUUGCUUUCUUACUGUAAUAUAAUAGAAACAAUUCUUUUUAAUUGCUUAGUGAUAGGUGGAAAUAAGUUAUGAGGGAGAAGGACUUUCUGUGUGACCUUAUGUGAAGAAUUCUGAAGAGCUCAUCURUUGUUAAAUAGCUGUGACUUGGAAGUUUAUAUUGGUAUUGGCAAACUUCACCAGAAAUGAAAAUGUUUAUGGAGCUAGGUUACAGGAAGUCAGUAAUUUUUUUGGUGAUAGGUCAGUAAGAGUAAUUUUAAUAAACUAUUUAUGCAAAUCCAAAAUUUCCCAUGAUACUUAAACCCAAGUAGAAUAGAUGGUAAAAACUUUUUACAGUACUUAGAUGUAAAUUAUAAUCUCUAAAUCAAUUUGUGAAGUGCUAUGUUUUUGUAAUUUUCAAGACCAUGGUGUUUAAAUGUAAUACUCUAUCUCUCAGAUACAGGCUUACUUCAAAGUCAGUUUUAAUUAAUUUUUUUUUCCUUAAAGUCAUUAUUUAGCCCCAAAGAUUGUAGGAAGAGCUUUAAAAUGCAAUCUGUAACUGCCCAAAAGCCAUGAGCCAAGGAAAAAGAACUUGUCUUUAUUCCCUUCCUUCCACCCCUCACCCGAAAGUUUUAAUUUUAAAUUGGUCCCCUUGUUUUGGAGCCCUAGUUUGUGGGUUUUGAGAAGCUGGCAAUAAUGCAAAUUGAACACCAAAAACCCCAUUUGAAUUCUGAACAAUUUAAAGAGAUCACUUUAAUUGAAGAGGCGAAAGAUUGUUAAGCAAGGAAAAUCUCUGGUUCUUUUAAGUUCUCCCAGCACUGCUGAAAUCCAGAUGAUUUUGUGUACAGGAAAUGCUCAGGUAGAGAGAUCUCAGAGCCUCAAAUGUCUUGGAUUUAUAGUAGAGACUUACUAAGGGUAAGUGGCACUGGCUGGUUUUAUAUCUGUGACUAAAAUCAUUUAUGUUGCUCUUCAGCAACCUUGCUUAUGAAAAAAAAGCAUUUCAGAAAUCUGUGUGCAUCACUGCUAGUUUGCUAUAAUUUCUGUGCUUCUCCCUAUAGCCACAUUGCAUUUCCAUGACAAACAGCUAAAUGUGCGAUCAUUAUAAUGCCUUUAAUAGCCAUAUUGUAGGUAGAAAUACUAACUUCUCAGGAACUAAUAGGAAAUAUGAAAAUGGAGUUUAUGAGCUGAAUGCCUGUCUGCAUGAAGGCUUACUUUGCAAAUGUCACCCUAGAAACUUGAUUGUAAUAUUGCAUGACCAUUAUGAAUGUUAUCAAUAUASAGUUACGCAAACUUCUUUUACCCUGUAUUACUAGGCUGCUGAAUGUCAAAGUAUGUUGGAUAAGGAUAAAUGAAGUUUGUUUCUUUUCUGAUAUGGAUGAAGUGAUUAUUUCUAAUGGUGCUACCUUCUUAAUUCCUGUGUUUAUUCUUUUUAAACACAUCUCUGAAGGCUGGGUGAAUCGGGAUAUUGAUGUACUAAGAAAGCAGUAUCUUUCUUCUUAAGGAAGUACAAUAAUUUCAGGGAGAGAAGUACUCUAGAAGUGUAAAAAAUCUCUGCUGGAAACAUACAUGUAUUCUUCAAUAGAUAUCCUUUUGUAUUCUUUUGUCAGUAACACUACUUUGCAGAUCAUUAAUUUUUGAACUUUCUGCACACUGAUGUUUCAGUCAGUGUGGGCUGAGAAUUAGAGACACUUUGAAAAUUUAAACCUCCCUGAAUCCUUGCACAAAACUUCAUAUGUUGACACCUGUGGUGGUGUAUGUAUCCCUACCACAUAACACCUUGGUAAUAUACAUCUUUUAUGAAACUAAAUGUACUGUUUUCAUGGAAGUUGUCCUUUAAAAAAAAGUCUUCUGGUUUGUUAACCUCAUUGAUAUUUCAUUAAUAUUUAUUUUCUUGAAAAAGGAUUCAUAAAUGCUUGGCUCCUUAAAAUACAACAGACCAUUAGGAAAAAUUUAGUAAGGCGAAAAAUGAAACAUAGGAAUUAGGAGAAGCAGCACCCAAAAGAUUGAAUUUGGGGAUUAGGUUUGGAGUUCUGUGAGUAUGAUAGAAAAUAGUUUUGUACUGAAUGAAAUGGUAUUGGAUGAUGCAAAUUAAGCAAAAGCUAGCAGUCCGUUUCAGUAAUUACGUAGACUGUGUUAACUUCUGUUAUGUUUUGUUUUGAUACAGAAAAAUGUGUUAUUUAUUUUGGUUAUGCUCUAGUUGAUAGACAAUUCUGCUAUCAUAUAGAAUAAUAAUGCAGAAGGUAAGCUUCCUUAUAAACUCAGCAGCUCUUCAUUUGAAAAAACCAGACCAAAAUGAAAUUGCUGAUGAGAGCUGCGCUGUGAGUGCAGAACAGUCUUUUCCUGAGCUGGAGCCUGUAAUGCAUGGCUAAUUGUUUCCAAAGAAAAUUCUUGACUUGUCCAGACAGCCCCUGUCAUGUGACAGUAUAUCUAAGGCCCACAAGUAGGAUCCAGUACAAUUUAAGUUCAGGUAAGUAAGACUUUUGUAGUUAAUUGUAAUUUUUACAGAGAAGGGAACCAUUGACAAAURCUUACUUUUAGAGGGCAGAUAGUAGAUUUUUAUAAUAUUUAUUGAAACAUACUUUUUUUGUUGUUGUUUGCUCCUCAUUUAUAGCUUAAAAAUUGGAAGUUACUUUGUCCUGUGUUGAAAACUAGACUUAGUAGUCAGCUGAAGACUUCUUUUUUGUUACAGUAUUUUAAGUUUAUAAAUACAUGUUUAAAGUUAUAUUUAGAAAUUUUUUUUUUAAAAGUCAGAUAUCCUGAUGCAAUAUAACUGAUAUUUUUAGUGGCUGUUUGUUUACACUGAUUUCAUUGUGCUGAUGUGAAUAUCUAACACAUCCACUCCAAGUGUUUAUCUGAUUCUUUUAUGCUAGCAACAGGCAUUCUAAUUUCAUAGGAUAUGCAGUGUACCUAGUGGUUAAUAUUGUCAGUGAAGAGUUUGAUUCAGUGAAAUAACAGGGAAUGCAAAGUAGUUACUGAUUUGAAAAGUGUAACUCAGAUUCUUGUUUUCAUAAAGGUUGGAGUAUGGCAGUCAGAAUAUUAACUCAUUCCAAGCAUAAAUUUGAAAGAGAAUAGUAAACAACAAAACCAUGCCUAAAUGUUGUGUGCUAAAUUAGACCAUCAUGUUGCUAYAAGAGAAUUUGCAGAGAAUUGCAUCAGACUGUGUGCUUAGCAAAAACCUGUUAAAUGUAUUAAACUAAUGGUAAAUAAGUCACUGACAAGAUGUUGCCAUCAAGAGGGAAAACUUAAAACCCAUCAUUUUGAUGUAUGCUAAAAAUGCGUUUCAAGCAGAAAAUGCUUAAGCAAUAAUUUAACCUAAAACUGGAUAUGAAAGAAGCUGCUACUUAGGGAGACACUUGAUGUAAAUUUUGCCUGUUGGGCAUCUCUCCUCUCAAAAAGAGUUUAGAAAAAUAGGCUUGCUGCAAUUUCCACUAUUGUAUCAUUCCUCUUCAAAUAUCCUAUGUCUGGGUGAGAGACUCAAAGCUUAGAAGCCAGUACUGUGUUCACAGGGUGCACACAGCUUUGGGAGAAGAAGAUAGGAAGAAAAGGACUUUUAUAAGGCUGCACAAUUGUAUAUAUGCAUAUUUAAGAAUAUUGAACUGUGUCUGCUAAAUUAGUGAGGCUAAUCUAUUAYUGAAUUAUAGAACAUUAUUUAAUACAUCAACAUUGUUAUUUCCUGACCUGACCCAGAAUUGGAAUGGACUCCAACAUAACUUUUUUAAAAGCAUUUUUUAAGUUGUAUGUAUUAUAAACAAAUAAAAUAAUUGUUAACCUA
Molecule: messenger RNA, 7735 nt
Organism: Malurus melanocephalus (red-backed fairy wren)
Lineage: Eukaryota; Metazoa; Chordata; Aves; Passeriformes; Maluridae
Gene: CHIC2
Product: cysteine rich hydrophobic domain 2
Exons: 6
Coding region: 138-635 (165 amino acids)
Source: RefSeq, a predicted model, not a curated record